AUGCACCUGUAGGCUAGUUCCCAAAUAAACACCGAAGAUGUGACGCUUCGCGGGGGGGAGUGGUCCUAUCAAAUUUGUACACAGCUGAUUGUGACGUCACUCAACAACAUGGCGGACUGGAAUAGAGGUCACGACUCGGUGGACGACUUGCUGGAUCAGGAAAAUAAACGCCUGGCUGAGAACCUGGCCACCAAAGUCUCCAGGCUGAAAUCGCUGGCGUACGACAUCGACAGAGAGGCUGACGAUCAGAACGAGUAUCUGGAUGGCAUGGACUCCAACUUCCUCAGUGCGACGGGUCUGCUGAGCGGCAGCGUGAAGCGCUUCUCCACCAUGGUGCGAUCCGGCAGAGACAACCGCCGCAUCCUCUGCUACGUCUCCGUGGGCCUGGUCCUGGUCUUCUUCCUGCUCUACUACAUGGUCUCCAGGAUUCAAAGCUGAUGGCGGGAGGGGGGGCAAUAAAGGAAUCCGCAAGGAACUGGUGCUGAUGUGGGGCUGAGAGCGUAAGACUGAUGUCAUCGCUGUGCUUCUACUGCACGGAAGAAGACGUUUAAUUCUGCACCGAGUGACAACUAACAGGAAGUAGAGAGAAAAUCAUAUUUUGGUUGAAUUUAUCUAGGGGGUGGAGGGAUCAUGCUGCUACCAAAGAUACUCGCGUCUUAAUUAAAAGUCAUGCCUGCACUACUUCUGUCCCUGGCUGCUGCAGCCCGGAUGUCCUUAUACAGUGGAAGGGAAGGAGCCUGAGCGCAUCUCAGGAGGGAGAAGAUCUACCAGCUGAGCGUCCCGGUCCCAGACUACGCGACCAUUUAAAACUAUUUUGAAGGUGACAAAACUUAUUCAGAGAGGAAGAUUAUAGACUCAAAAGCUAGCAUCUGCAAGAAGUCAAAUGGAAUUGUUAUUUGGACAUAUCAAAUGAAAAAAAUGUAUAUACUUGAAUCAAUCUAAUCUAUAUCAUAUGUGCGUGGCGCAAAGCAAAGCCUGAUUCCUUGGUGUAAUUGGUACCUGUUCUGUAUCUAUAUCUGUAUAUUAUAAAAAUAUUAAAAAUUUCCUUUUUUCAUGUGUUCACAUUCCAAUUGCUACUCAGUGGAUAACAAUGGCUUUAAUUGUUUCAUUUGUUUGGGAUCAUUGCUUGUUUUUACAUGUUGUUCAGGUUCUAUUCAUUAUGUGGUUGGACAAUAAUGGAUGACGGGGUUAUUACAUUUUUUUGUUUUCAAUAUCUAUAUCACGUGACUCAGAUGAUCCUAGAAUUCAUAAACAUUUGAUUAAAUUAAGAAUAUAAUGUCCAAAUACUAUCUCCUGUCGCAGAAGACUGACUAUUGUGUCAAGUCAGGGAUACAUUUCUUGCGUGCAAAUGCAGUAUCUUAAACUAUAAUACCUUUGUUAAAAUACUGUGAUCACCCUUUUAAUUGUAUAUAAAUACUGUGAUUACCCUUUUAAUUGUAUACAUUGUCUAAAUUUAAUAAGAUAUCUUUGAAUCCUUAAAUAUCAGAAAAUAAACAAGUCUGUGUUCACAGUG
Messenger RNA from Gasterosteus aculeatus aculeatus (three-spined stickleback), 1513 nucleotides. RefSeq names its product Bet1 golgi vesicular membrane trafficking protein-like (gene bet1l). The record is from RefSeq and is a predicted model, not a curated record. NCBI's taxonomy places the organism in Eukaryota, Metazoa, Chordata, Actinopteri, Perciformes, Gasterosteidae.